Olea europaea var. sylvestris is the source of this 2749-nucleotide messenger RNA. RefSeq names its product ankyrin repeat domain-containing protein 13B. The coding region runs from base 495 to 2474 and encodes 659 amino acids. Gene Ontology annotation, cellular component: cytoplasm. Gene Ontology annotation, molecular function: protein binding. The record is from RefSeq and is a predicted model, not a curated record. NCBI's taxonomy places the organism in Eukaryota, Viridiplantae, Streptophyta, Magnoliopsida, Lamiales, Oleaceae. The transcript is spliced from 3 exons.
UUACAGCUAAACAGUAACUCCACGCCAGUAGCGGUCAGCAGAAAAUUCAUUUACAACGCAAAUCCAAAUCAAAAGUGAAGAGAUAAAAUAAAAAUCCUCACCGGAGCUUUACAUACAGCCUCCUGUAUGUAUAUGCGGUUUUAGAGAGAGAGGGGGGGUAAGAGAGAUCUAAGUUCAACGGCUUCAACCUUCUCUCUCCAGAUCAGCUCAAAUUUGUAUCUCGAUGUGUCUUUUCGGCUGCAGUAAUAGUGGAAAUUGAGAUCGAGAUUUGCUGGGGUUUUGUUGUGACGGAAUUUAGCUUAAAGCUGUGCAAUGUUGAAGAAGAUGUAUAGUGGAAAACUUGGAAUUUUGAUGUAGAAGUUAGAAGCUUUGUGCAGUAAUUCUGGAUCUUUAGGAGCUUAAACCUCAGAAAAUAUUUGACACUUUUUUUGGAAUAAGAUUGUGGAUAGUUUGAGCUGCAUUUUUUAAGGAAAGUGGGAAUAGAGGAAAAUCCAAUGGAAGAAUUGUCAAAAUAUGCACAUAGUCCUGCCCAUUUGGCAGUAGUGCGGCGUGACUAUGCCACAUUGAAACGGAUUGUUUCUGCCCUUCCUAUGCUGGCAAAGGCGGGGGAGGUGACUACUGAGGCUGAUUCAUUGGCUGCUGAACAGGAUGCUGAUUCUGUGUCUGCAGUGAUUGACAGACGGGAUGUUCCAGGCAGGGAAACUCCUUUGCACCUUGCAGUGCGCCUUCGUGAUGCAACUUCAGCUGAGAUUUUGAUGGCAGCAGGUGCUGAUUGGAGCCUUCAGAAUGAGAAUGGAUGGAGUGCUCUCCAAGAGGCAGUUUGUAGUAGAGAGGAGAACAUCGCUAUGAUCAUUGCCCGGCAUUAUCAGCCUCUUGCCUGGGCCAAAUGGUGUCGUAGACUUCCUAGGAUUGUGGCAUCGGCAGCCAGGAUUCGUGACUUUUAUAUGGAGAUAACCUUCCACUUUGAGAGCUCUGUUAUACCCUUUAUUGGGAGAAUUGCACCAUCAGACACUUAUCGAAUAUGGAAACGGGGUUCCAAUCUCCGUGCAGAUAUGACCCUUGCAGGGUUUGAUGGGUUUCGUAUUCAACGGUCUGAUCAAACAUUUCUCUUCCUUGGAGAUGGGUAUUCUUCAGAAGAUGGCAAUGUAAGUUUGGCUCCUGGCUCUUUGAUAGUGCUUGCCCAUAAGGAGAAAGAAAUAACAAAUGCUUUGGAGGGAGCUGGUGUUCAACCAUCGGAAGCUGAGGUUGCUCAUGAAGUGGCCCUGAUGUCUCAAACCAAUAUGUAUAGACCAGGAAUUGACGUUACUCAGGCUGAGCUUGUUCCCCAUUUGAAUUGGAGAAGACAGGAGAGGACUGAGAUGGUUGGAGCUUGGAAGGCCAAGGUUUAUGAUAUGCUUCAUGUGAUGGUAAGCGUGAAGUCAAGAAGAGUUCCUGGUGCUAUGACUGAUGAGGAGCUCUUUUCUGCAAAUGAUGAUGAUAGAACUGCAAAUGGGGGUGAACAUGAUGAGUAUGAUGAGGUCUUGACGGCUGAGGAAAGAAUGCAGUUAGAUUCUGCUCUUCGCAUGGGAAACUCUGAAGACCUUGGUGAGGAUGAGGAACCCAAGGUUCUUGAUUGCCAUGAAAAUUAUGAUGGGGGUUCAUAUGAAAGUUGUGAAUCCAGUGGUGUGACAAAAGAGAAGAAAAGUUGGUUUGGCUGGAACAAAAAAGGUUCCAAGAAUUCUGGAGAUGAUCCCGAGGAUUCAAAGAUUCUGAAGAAGUUCUCAAAGUUGACACCUGAUGAUAACAAGCAGCGAUCCAAUGACAGCCGCAGAUCAUCAUCUGAGUUUCCUAGGGAAGAUACGGGAGACCUUAAAAAGUCCAAAGAUAAAAGCAGCAAGAAGAAAAAGAAGAAAGGGGCCACGAGUGAGCCAAAAAGUGAAAGUGAGUAUAAGAAAGGUCUAAGACCUGUUUUGUGGUUGACACCGGAUUUCCCUUUGAAAACAGAAGAAUUGUUGCCUUUGCUUGACAUACUGGCUAACAAGGUAAAAGCUGUCAGAAGACUGAGGGAGCUUUUGACUACUAAACUUCCUCCUUGCACGUUUCCUGCCAAGAUUGCCAUCCCAAUUGUCCCAACUAUACGGGUUCUGGUAACGUUUACAAAGUUUGAGGAGCUUCAGCCAACAGAGGAGUUCUCAACCCCUCUCUCAAGUCCAGCGCAUUUUCAAGAUGCAAAGUCUAAGGAGUCGGAGGGCUCUACAUCAUGGAUUUCAUGGAUGAGAGGAAGUGGCGGAGCGCAAUCAAUUGAUAGUGAAAAUCGCAGCUUCCGAGAUGAGAUUGACCCUUUCCACAUACCAGCUGAUUAUGCAUGGGUUGAUGCCAAUGAGAAAAAACGUAGAAUGAAGGCUAAGAAAGCAAAGAACAAGAAACAUAAAAAACAUGCUACAACUAGAAAUCAAGAAAAUACAAGACAGUUGAGCGAGGAUAUUGAGGAAUAAUGGCAACAAAGAUCAAGGUUGGCUGAAGCUCACGGUGGGCAGCAUCUGAAUCCUGUCCUGAUGUCUGACCAUUGUAUUCCCUAGUGAUAUAUAAUAGAAGGCCUGGUUGUUCUGGAUGGCCUCAUUUGUUGUAUUUUGAGGAUGUUUUAUCUUCUUCAAUUGUUGUAUUAAUGUUAUUUGAUGUGGGAAUUGAAACAAGACAAUCUAUUUUUUCCUAAGCUCGUUUCAAAUGUGUAUUCGUUUUCUAUUCUGACUAGAAAUCAUUUUUAAAUUAA